Molecule: messenger RNA, 957 nt
Organism: Metschnikowia bicuspidata var. bicuspidata NRRL YB-4993
Lineage: Eukaryota; Fungi; Ascomycota; Pichiomycetes; Serinales; Metschnikowiaceae
Gene: RPP1
Product: RNA-binding RNA processing protein
Exons: 1
Coding region: 1-957 (318 amino acids)
Biological process (GO): tRNA processing
Cellular component (GO): nucleolar ribonuclease P complex
Molecular function (GO): RNA binding
Source: RefSeq, a predicted model, not a curated record
AUGUAUGAUAUAAACGUGCCGUGGCCCAGUUCAAGCUACGCCCUGGAGCCGUCGCCAGCUGAGCUCACCAACUUCUAUAACACCAUCGCAAUGCUCCAUUCUUUUGGGUACAAUUACCUCGCAAUCAACUUUAUUGUGGACGAGGCGGUCAAGCUUCCUGUGAACAGCCCCAGCAAGCUCAACCCGGUGCCAAUGGCCGAGCUCCGAAAACGGUUUGGGGCGUUCUCCAAGCUCCGGUUGUUUUCCCGAAUCACGCUCGUGGUGUCCGAUCCGGCCAAAGCUCAGAGCAUUCUGAAAAUCAACAACACCGGCGCAUUUGACAUUGUUGCAGUCCAGCCGACCACGGAGAAGGCGCUCCAGCUCACGGUGACUAAUCUCGAUAUCGACCUUCUUUCGUUGCCCAUGGCAUCGAGAUUGCCGUUUUUCUUGAAGCACAAAACCGUGGGUCUGGCGUUGGCCAAAGGCGUCAAGUUCGAGAUCUGCUACAGUGGCCUAAUAGCUGGCCCGGCCGGCUACGAGUCUUCCACGGCACUCGGUGCGUCGGGCCAUAUCAGCCGCAAAAACUUCUUUUCCAAUUGCCUCCAACUAAUCCGUGCCUCGAGAUGCCGAGGCCUAGUCUUUUCCAGCGGAGCCACGGAGCCUUUGCAUGUGCGCAACUAUGCGGAUGUGCUAGCCAUUAUGAACUCCUUGGGCCUCAAGGUAUCCAACAGCAAGGAGGGGUUCCUGGCCCAUCCCGAGUCUGUUCUCGUAAAGGGACGUCUCCGCAUCAAGUCCCACAAACAGACGGUGAUAGUUGGCGACGAAGCAGGCACCGAUUCCAGAGCAGGCGCGCUCUUUGGGGGCGAGGAUUCCAAGAACGGUGUUCUAGAUGAUUACAAGAAGAAAAAGGGCGCAGGAAAGAGAAGUUUGGAACACCAGGCCGACAGGGCGAAGCGUGUGAAGACGAUGUCGGUUUGA